Myotis brandtii (Brandt's bat) is the source of this 6571-nucleotide messenger RNA. RefSeq names its product adhesion G protein-coupled receptor G6 (gene ADGRG6). The record is from RefSeq and is a predicted model, not a curated record. NCBI's taxonomy places the organism in Eukaryota, Metazoa, Chordata, Mammalia, Chiroptera, Vespertilionidae. Bases 94 to 3849 code for a protein of 1251 amino acids. Gene Ontology annotation, biological process: heart trabecula formation; myelination in peripheral nervous system; cell surface receptor signaling pathway. Gene Ontology annotation, molecular function: G protein-coupled receptor activity; laminin binding. Gene Ontology annotation, cellular component: membrane. The transcript has 25 exons.
GGGGGUCUCCUUUGGGGAGCUGGGAGCAGAGCCGGGGGAAGACCCGGAGGAUGACCGCGCGGCCCGUGGGGACACCAGCGCAGUAAUGCCAACAUGAUGUUUCGCUCAGGUGGAAUGUGGAGCUGUCCCUGGAAGUGGAAGCCAAGUUCCCUUUUGUUCUUAUUUGCUUUAUCUAUUGUCUGUGUUCCUCACUCAGUGUGGGGAUGUGCCAACUGCAGGCUUGUGCUAUCCAACCCUUCUGGGACCUUUACUUCUCCAUGCUACCCUAACGACUACCCUAACGCCCAGUAUUGCAUGUGGACCCUCCGAGCCCCCGCUGGUUAUAUCAUUCAGAUAACGUUUAAUGACUUCGAUAUUGAAGAAGCACCCAAUUGCAUUUAUGACUCAUUAUCCCUUGAUAAUGGAGAGAGCCAGAAGAAAUUUUGUGGAGCAACUGCCAAAGGCCUAUCGUUCAACUCAAGUGCAAAUGAGAUGCUUGUGUCCUUUUCAAGUGACUUUAGCAUCCAGAAGAAAGGUUUCAAUGCCAGCUACAUCAGAGUCGCUGUGUCCUUAAGGAAUCAAAAGGUCAUUUUACCCCAGAUACUAGAUGUGUACCAGGUGUCUGUUGCAAAAACUGUCUCUAUUCCGGAGCUCAGCGCUUUCACACUCUGUUUUGAAGCAACCAGAAUUGGCAAGGAAGACAGUGAAUGGAUGGCUUUCUCCUACUCAAAUGCAUCCUUCACACAAUUACUCAGUUUUGGAAAGGACAAGAGUGGCUACUUUCUAGCUAUAGCUGGCUCAAAAUGUUUACUAAACAGCGUGUUACCUAUGAAGGGUAAAGAAGACAUUUUCACAGAAAGCUUUGAGCAGUUCUGCAUUGAUUGGAAUAAUUCUUUUGGUUAUAUUGGUGUAACUUUCAAAAGAUGGCACAAAAUAGUUCUAUGCAAUGCUAGCAUUGAUAAAGUUAUUCCUGGGAAUGGGAAAUUGUUGUUGGGCUCCAAUCAAAAUGGAAUCGCCUCUCUAAAAGCGGACAUUUAUAACUUUCGACUUUGGAAUUUUUCCAUGAGUUCCAAAAUCCUCUUCAACCUCAGCUGUAAUGUGAAAGGGAAUGUGGUCGACUGGCAAAACGACUUUUGGAAUAUCCCAACCCUAGCUCUGAAAGCUGAAAGCAACCUAAGCUGUGGUUCCUACCUGAUCCCGCUCCCAGCAGCAGAACUAGCCAACUGUGCCGAUCUGGGGACCCUCUGCCAAGCAGCUACUGUAAGCUCUCCUAGUACUACACCACCUACUGUCACCACUAACAUGCCUGUUACUAAUAGAAUCGAUAAACAAAGGAAUGAUGGAAUUAUCUAUAGAAUUUCCAUAGUGAUUCAAAACAUCCUUCAUCACCCUGAGGUAAAAGUACAGAACAAGGUGGCAGAAUGGCUUAAUUCAACCUUCCAGAAUUGGAACUAUACUGUUUACGUGGUUAAUAUCAGUUUACACCUGAAUUCAGGAGAAGACAAGGUUAAAGUCAAGAGAAGCAUUGGGACUGAUCAAAGGUUGGCGAUUUGGGCCCUUCUGGUUUACAAUGCUACCAACAAUCUGAAUUUAGAAGGAAAAGUCAUUCAACAGAAGCUCUUAAAAAAUAAUGAGUCCCUGGAUGAGGGCUUGAGGCUAUAUACAGUGAGUGUGAGGCAAGUGGGCACAUGUCCUGCGGAGGAGAAACCCAAAGGCUUUUACUGGCCAGUCAUCCUACCUUCUGAAUACAGGCAUCCCUGUCCAGGGAAGCCGGGCUUUUAUGCUUCACGGACCUGUAAUCGUGACCUUUCCAACACAUCUUUAAUCUACUGGGGGGAUCCUGAUAUUUCCAAUUGUACAAGGGAAGCAAAUGAAGUUGCCAAUCAGAUUUUAAAUUUAACUGGUGAUGGACAGACCUUAAAUUCGGCCAAUAUUACCAGCAUUGUAGACCAGGUCAAAAAACUUGUGAAUAAAGAAGAAAAUAUUGAUAUAAAUCUUGGCUCAACUAUAAUGAACAUAUUUUCUAAUAUCUUAAGCAGUUCAGACAGUGACUUGAUUGAGUCAUCUUCUGAAGCUUUAAAAACAAUUGAUGAAUUGGCUUUCAAGAUAGACCUAAACAGCACACCACGUGUGAAUAUUACAACUCGGAAUUUGGCUCUUGGAAUAUCAUCCCUAUCUCCAGAGACUAGUGAAGUUUUAAAUUUUAGCAUCAGUCUUCCAAAAAAUAAUGAGUCAUAUUUUCAGAUGGAUUUUGAGAGCAGACAUAUGGAUCCAUUGGCUUCUGUAAUUUUGCCUCUAAACUUACUUGAGAACUUAAGUCAAGAAAAUUCUGUAUUAGUUAAAAGAGCACAGUUUACUUUCUUCAAUAAAACUGGACUUUUUCAGGAUGUAGAGACCAAGAAAGGCACCUUAGUGAGUUAUGUGAUGGCAUGCAGUAUUGGAAACAUUACCGUCCAGAACCUGAAGGAUCCAGUUCAAAUUAAAAUCAAACACACACGAAACCAGGCAGUGCCUAAUCCCAUCUGUGCCUUCUGGGAUCUGAACAAAAAUGAAGGGUCUGGAUUUUGGAACACGUCAGGAUGUGUUGCUCACACAGAUUCAGACGCGAGCGAGACGAUCUGCCUGUGUAACCACCUCACACACUUUGGAGUUCUGAUGGACCUUCAAGGAACUGCCUCACAGAUAGAUGCAAGAAACACUAGAAUUCUCACCUUCAUCACCUAUAUUGGAUGUGGAAUAUCUGCUAUUUUUUCAGCAGCAACUCUCCUGACAUAUGUUGCUUUUGAAAAAUUGCGAAGAGAUUAUCCCUCCAAGAUCUUGAUGAACCUGAGCACAGCGCUGCUGCUGCUGAACCUCAGCUUCCUCCUGGACGGCUGGAUCACCUCCUUUCACGUGGUGGGUCUCUGCACCGCCAUCGCCGCGCUGCUGCACUUCUUCCUGCUCGCAACCUUCACCUGGAUGGGGCUGGAAGCGAUCCACAUGUACAUUGCUCUGGUGAAAGUAUUUAACACUUACAUUCGCCGAUACAUCCUGAAAUUCUGCAUCAUUGGCUGGGGUUUACCUGCCUUCAUUGUAUCAGUUGUUCUAGCAAGCAGAAGCCAAAGUGAAGUUUAUGGGAAAAAGAGUUAUGGAAAAGAACAAGGUGAUGAAUUCUGUUGGAUUCAGGAUCCAGUGGUAUUUUACGUGACCUGUGCUGGGUAUUUUGGAAUCAUGUUUUUACUGAAUGUCGCCAUGUUCAUCGUGGUAAUGGUGCAGAUCUGCGGAAGGAACGGCAAAAGGAGCAACCGGACCCUGCGGGAAGAGGUCUUACGGAACCUGCGCAGUGUGGUCAGCCUGACAUUUCUGCUGGGCAUGACAUGGGGUUUUGCCUUCUUUGCUUGGGGACCCUUAUAUAUCCCUUUCACGUACCUCUUCUCCAUCUUCAAUUCAUUACAAGGCUUAUUUAUAUUUAUUUUCCACUGUGCUAUGAAGGAGAACGUUCAGAAACAGUGGAGGCGGCACCUCUGCUGUGGUAGAUUUCGGUUAGCAGACAACUCAGACUGGAGUAAGACAGCUACCAAUACCAUCAAGAAAAGUUCUGAUAAUCUAGGGAAAUCGUUGUCCUCAAGCUCCAUUGGUUCCAACUCAACCUAUCUUACAUCCAAAUCGAAAUGCAGCUCUACCACCUACUUCAAAAGGAAUAGUCACACAGAUAAUGCUUCCAUGGACAAGUCCUCAUCAAAACUGACCCAUGCUGAUGGAGAACAAACAUCAAUCAUCCCUGUCCAUCAGGUCAUUGAUAAGGUCAAGGGUUACUGCAAUCCUCAUUCAGAUAACUUCUAUAAAAACAUUAUCAUGUCAGACACCUUCAGCCACAGCACAAAGUUUUAAUGUCUUUAAUAUAAGAAAGAAAUGUGAUAUGCAAGCAGUGAACACUGUGACUAGCAGAUGUAAACGUGCCGUUACCUAGGUAACUCCAUAUCUAUGAGGAAUGUAUUUUGUUAAAAAGGCUUUUAUGAAAUUCAAAAUUUGUCUUUUCAGUGUAUUUCUUCCAUGGGGAAGUUUCCAUCAUCACUAAAACUUCAGUACUGAGAGCAACAGUAUUCAGUAGCCACAGGAAAAAUGAAUUUUUAAAAUAUAAAAUUGAAUUCCACUAAUCAGAACUCAGGGGGAGACAUUAAAAUUAGAGGAGAAGGGAGAGGCUGAGCUAGGGACAAACCCUAGUUUAGAGCUCAUUCACACCCCACCCAAUAGUUAGGUUUGGGUUUAGCCAUUUGCUUCAUUGAAAUCUUUCUCAACAAUCAAAGCAUAAUGAUAUUUCUAACUUUUGUGGAUGCCUGCAACUCCUGAAAUGUGCUAGUUUCUGUGAAUGAAGUAGCAUAUAUCCUCUUUUUUCGUGAAAUUUCGACCAUAGAUAUGAAAGAAUGUCUGACCUGAAGAACAGAUAGGAAUUUUUUCUUAUCAUACCAAUUGUUUAACUUUCAGGAACAUAACAUGCUUAAGAAAGAAAGAAUUCACCAAAUUUUGACCUAGUUAAUAUGAGGUCAUGCAAAUUUAUACUAUUUUACUUAUCCUAUUCAAGACACAAAGCUUAAGGAUCAUCAUUAAUUAUCACUUAACCCCAUACAUUUGAAUCAAGUUUAGCAUUGAUGGUUCAUUAAUGUGAACCUCCCAGUAGUUAUUGAAGAAUGAGUCUCUUAUACCUCUGCUUUGCUCCUCUACUGAAUAUUGAGCCCACAGGCUCUGGAAGGAAUGAGAAUUUCCAUUAGGCACGCUGUGUGCCAUAGUUUCUCCCUUUUAGGAAAUAUAAUCAUUGAGAAUCUCGGGUCCUACCCUUGCUCUGCAGACUUUAAGACAUUUGCAGUUGCACAAAUGAAAAGCCUCUUACUUUCCCCUUUAAGAGUUUUGUUCCAAGGAAUAUAAACUGAGACAAAUGGGUGACUUAUCAUAAUCAAAAUAAUUUAUAAACAUGUGGGUCUACAAUUGCUAGUCGAAAAACUAUUUGUACAUAAGUCCUCUGAUUAUAGGAGCCAGAGGAGGUCUGGUAAGAUAGAUGGUGUUAUUUAUGGAUUAGGUUUCUGCCUACAAGCCAUGCAUAAUAUUAAGCAACUUACUUAACUUUCAAACUAUUCUGAGUAAUAUGCUUGCUAGUGAGUGUUUAGGAGACCACAUUUUAUUUGUUCUUAAAUGAUGGAUUUGUAUCCAGUUUCUUACAGAUUGGUCUCAGUACAUGCUGUACCCUUACAUCUGCUCUGGGUUAUCUGGGAAGUAUCAGAUUCUGGGAGGUGGCUAUGUGUUGGGAAGUUGAGCCAUUCUGGAGCCAAUCUGUUUAAAGGCAGCAGGCAGAACUGAGCACCUGGGGGCCUUUCCCUCUGUGCAGAAAGCAGAUAGCUCUCAGCCUGAGACUUAGCAUCCAGGCUGUGCAGCCACCAAGGGGCCUCUCACCUUUUGCUGAUCCUCAGUCAUGAAGCUAUUUGCCAGAUUGAAUGGAUGAUAAGACAAUGUGGGGGUGGAUUUUAUUACUGUUCCAUUUUGCAGCAGGGUGGAACACUGUCCCGGGGUACAUGAGCAUUGCCCAGCUUUGCUUUCACAGGGGAGGGGUGUACAUAGUAGGGAAGGAUAGUAAAUCUUCAAAUCACAAAGAUCCAUUACAGUAGAGCCAGAUCGUUCCCUGUAGGCAUAUGUUAACAGGCUGCUUAUUCUGGCAGAAAUUAUAUAUAGAUGAAAAUUAAUCUUAAAUAGUCUCUGAAUCUUCAUAUACUGUCCCCAAGCCUUAGAGAUUCAUGAUAGAAUUUAAUUAGCUUCCUACUGUGAGAUUUCUACCCAAAGUGCAUAUUGAGUUAACAGUGAUUAAGAGGUAGCUACAAAAAUGACUUUGAUUUCUACUCAUAUUUAUCCAGAUCUGGGAAACCUUUUUAUUCAUAUUUGACAACAAUGUCAGCUCCAUUUUAGAAAUGUCCAGUAACCAGGUAAGGAAAAAUGGAAGAAACAGCUGAAUAGAAACAUUUGCAAGUGGAUUUAAAGACUGAGCCAAAUUCUAUCCUCAGUUCUAAGGAUACAGUUCUCCCCUUCACUUAACCCCCUCAGAACAGAAUUACAGAAAUUCAAUUACAGGAAUGUAAUUCUGUGGAGCCAAAAUUUAGUUUCAGCUCAGCUUUGAGACUAAUAUCAAUUCAGACUCUCUGGGAUUUUUUCUUCUUUGUCCUUUAAAAAAAACCUCCAUUGUAUUGAAUCAUAGUCUAGCAUCCUGAGAUAUUUUGCCUUCUUGUCGCCAUUACUUGCACUGUAAUGCUUUUCUUUUUCACUGUUGUCAUAGACUCUUUUGUACAUGUUUAUUUAUUUAUGUUUAUAAAUGUCAGCUUGUUUUGUAUCUUAGCUUUAUAUUGCUUGGCUUUGUUAUUUUAAUUAACUUUCUAUUGGAGAGACUGUAUAUAUAUUUUUUCUAAGUACCUUGUGAAAUAGAUUUCUGUAGCAGUAUCUUUACUUAUGAUGCAUUAAAAGUGACUGUGAGCGCAAAUUGGAAUUAGUGAGAAGCUACUGUAGCUGAUUUGCCAUUGUACUUAUAUGGAAAUGUUUUUCAAAUAAAUACUUACGUUGUUUGUGUCCCAAAUUA